AUGCUUCGCCUUCGAUCGUGUCGUCACCAUGUCGUUGACUCGCUGACCCGUGACAGCUUUGACUGCGACCGUGCAGCUGGCCCAAGCACGUUGCCGCUGCCGGUCGUGCAAGCGGAGCUUGGAACCGCCGACGACGACACCGACCGGGUCGGCCCCCAGCUCGGUGUCGAGCUCCUCCCGCCGGAUCGGCGCGGCGGCAGAGCCGCCUCAGCCGCUGCGCCUUCGCCUGCGGCGGCUCCUGCGGCGGCUGCACCUGCUGCUGCGGUUGAGCCCGACGACGACGAGCAGCCUGACGGCGCGCGCAUUCCAGACCUCGAGGAGAGCGACGACAGCGACUGCGAGCUCGCCGAGGAGCACGACGACGGCGAGGAGACUGGCGACAGCGCUGCCUGGAAGGAGAACGACCACCGCCAGUUCUGCGCGCGCGACAGGGAGGGUGGAGACAACUUUGGCCCGAAGCUGGAACAGCUCAACCCCGCGUCGUCGCUCCUCGAGUACGCCAAGCACUUCCUCCCGAUGGCGUACAUUAGCGAGCUCGCCGAGAAGAUGCAGGCGAACGGCCGGGCGCGGUGGAGCGAGGGCAACGACGUCCACUACAAGAACUGGUUCGUUACCACCAAUGACGUGCUCCAGUGGAUCGGAUGCUGGAUGUACAUGCUCGCCUUCUUCACGGUGGGGGGGCGCGAGCAGUUCUUUGCUGACGAGCCAAGCGACGGCUUCGGCCCGACCUACGACUUGAAGACGUGGCUUCAGAUUGGUCACCCCGGCGCGCAGCGAGGAAUCAGGUGGUUCAAGCAGAUGCAAGCGUGCUUCGAGCUGCCAACCUACGAGGACCCGCAGGACCCUUUCAAUGCGACCCGCAAGUUUUGGGAUGCCCUGCGCAACGCCUUUUUCGCGGCAGUGACGUGCGGCUGGGUCAUGUGCUUGGAUGAGAGCAUGGUCAAGUGGCUAGGACGCGGCAUGCCCGGCUUCAUGGUGGUUCAGCGCAAGCCGACGCCCAAAGGACUCGAGCUCCACACCCUUUGCUGCGCGAUGUGCGGCAUCCUCAUCUGGUUCGAGGUGUGGGAGGGGAAGAAGGCGAUGGCGACAAAGGAAAAGUGCGCCGAGCAGAAGAGGAAGCUCGGUGCAGACGGACCGUGGAGGAGCGUCGCGCUCACCCUGCGGCUGGUGGAAAAGUGCGCGUCUCGAGGGCGAGUGGUGAUUGCGGACAGCUGGUUCGGCUCCGUCCCGUGCAUCCUCGCGCUGUACGACAUCGGCCUCUUUGCCGUCAUGAACGUCAAGACGGCGCACAAGCACUACCCCAAGGACCUGCUCCUCGACAAGCUUGGCUACGACAAGAAGUCGAAGCUGUGCCCGAAGCAGACGCGCGGCCAGUCGUACGCGUACACCCAAAAGUUUGAGAGGCCCAGCGGCACGGUCGAGGUGCUGGCCGCGGGGCACAACUCCAAGAAGCCCGUGCUGGUGGUGAGCACCGCCUCGACCAUGAAGCCUGCAGACGACUACCAAAAGUCGUGGACCAUCACCGACGCCAUUGGCCGGCGCAUCAAGUACACCCUCAGCAUUGCGACGACCUGCGUGCACGCCAUGUACCACAAGUUCUACUCGGUCGUCGACGGGCUGGGCUUCUGGGAGGUCAACGUGUACAAGGCGCUUCUCAACUGGCACCCGACGUACAAGAAGGUGGCGGGGGAGCGGACGCUGGGCCACCCCGAGUUCCGCAAGCGGCUGGCGUUUACCCUCCUCACGCUCGGCAAGGCUGAGUACGGUGCCGCCUCGAGUGCAGCCGGCGGGGCCGACCCGAGAGCUGCCCCAGAGAUGCAUGAGAUGGCAAAGUUCGACAACUACACCAACGAGCACCACCAGUGCAGCUGGUGCCAAAAGGGCAUCAUGGCGGGCUGGUACUGCGUGACCUGCUGCCCGAACGGCAAUGCCGACCACGCGUUCUGCAACCCCAGCACCGGCCGCCGCUGCUAUGCCAUGCACUGCGCAGGCACUACCCGAGCAGGGGGCGCGCGCUCGGCCGACAUGUACGCGAGAAUGCCGCAGAAGUAA
Molecule: messenger RNA, 2052 nt
Organism: Emiliania huxleyi CCMP1516
Lineage: Eukaryota; Haptophyta; Isochrysidales; Noelaerhabdaceae
Exons: 4
Coding region: 1-2052 (683 amino acids)
Source: RefSeq, a predicted model, not a curated record